UAGGCCCCGUCCCAGUCCCAUCCCAGUCCCAUUUCGGCACUCGCCAUGUCGUGGACGCCAGUGCCUUUGACAGAGGAUGAACUUGCGUACUAUGCCAAGGAGCUCAACCUCACCGAAGACCAAGUCUUGGAAUUCAAGCAGGUCUUUGAUGAAUACAUGGAGGAUCUAGAUGGUGCCCUGACGCGGCGGAACAUCGUGAAUUUGGUGCGAGCCGUCGGGCUGAACCCCUCCAAGUCCGAUCUACAGAUGAUCAUCAAGCAGGCGGACUCAGAUGGCAGUGGAGAUUUAGACUUUGAAGAGUUCAUGAUCAUCGUGGCGCAAGUGAUCGCUAUCACUCCCAAGCCCUCGCCUGAGGAGUAUGAGCGCGACAUGAAGGAAUUGUUUGAAGCCAUUGAUCUUGAUGGUGGCGGCUCUAUUAGCUCCAGAGAACUGAUCCAGGCACUCACCACCAAAGGACCUGAACCCAUGGAAGCCGAAGAGGUGAAGAAAGUCCUGGGCCGCAUCGACAAAGAUGGUGAUGGCAAGAUGAACUUUAAGGAAUUCUGCAAAAUCAUGGAAGGCUGAGCUUAGGGGCAGCAAUCCAGCUACCUGUACAUAAUGAGCUUCUUCACACUUCAAAGCUAUCAUAGUUUUGAAGUGCUGAUUUCCUCAAGGGAAAGAUGCUGCUUGGAGGACUCUAGGAUGAUGGCCUGUGGAAAGUCCUUGCACAUGGAAACCAUGCAUGCCAUGAUUCGUCCGGUGUGUGAAAGAUGGCCAAA
Cladocopium goreaui is the source of this 758-nucleotide messenger RNA. Lineage: Eukaryota; Dinophyceae; Suessiales; Symbiodiniaceae. The record is from the annotation of a GenBank genome assembly.